GAGAGUUUAAAAUGGUUAAGUGUAGUGUUUUGAAAUGUGUACUAGUCACUUGUAAAGUGGAUGAGCAACUUGAAAAUUGUUUAGUGUAGUUCUUGAUAGGUGAACUUGUUUUUUGAAAUUUGUAAAGUGUAAUCACUUGAAAAUGUGAAUUAAUGACUUGAAAUUGGUUUAGUGUUGAUACUUGAAAUGUGAAUUCAUGGCUUGAAAAUGGUUAAGUUUAGUCACUUGAGAAGUGAAUUAGAGAGUUGAAAAUGGUUAAGUGUGGUGUUUUGAAAUGUAUACUAGUGACUUCAAAUUAAUCAAGUUUAGUCACUUGAGAAGUGAAUUAGUGACUUGAAAAUAGUUUAGUGUAGUUACUUAAAAGAUGAACUUGUGUUUUGAAAUUAGUAAAGUGUAAUCAUUUGAAAAUGUGAAUUCAUGACUUGAAAUUGGUGCACGUCCUCCUAUAAAAGAAGAUAUUGACAAAUUUGAUUUGUCUAGUCCUGGAGAUACGGACAUGCUUGGUAGAGUGUUCAUCGAUCCUGAUGGAUCUUCGUGGUAUCCCGCGUCAAAAAAAGUUGAUGAGGCUGUAAGAGAGAGUGUUAUGAGACUUUUUACAUAUCCUUGGCACGAGUGGUGGGACAUUCCAAUAGUCUCUAAACAAGCCAUUUUUCAAGAUUUUAAGAUAAUGUGUUUUUGGUUGGCAAAGCACGAUCAGGCCAUUUCUAUAAUUUUUGAGAGACAUGCUGCUAUGUCACAUCAGAUUGCACAUAUUAGACGUGCCUUAACACAGGCCGUUGCUCUUGAUUCAAGUAGCGAAGAGGAAACAGAGAGUGAUGAGGUUGGGGCUACUCCUUAGUAUUAUUGGACUUGACUUUUAGAUAAUUUUUAGAGAUUUUUUAACUUAGCAUUUAAUUAGUGAAAAAUCUUUAGGAGUGUUUAAGUAUUUUGAAUGUUGUUGGAUUCAUUGUUUAAGUGCUGUUGAUUUGAAUUAUUUAAAUGAUUUGUUAAUGUAUUGUGUUGUAUGAUUAUUGUAAUAAUAUACA
Molecule: messenger RNA, 1025 nt
Organism: Capsicum annuum
Lineage: Eukaryota; Viridiplantae; Streptophyta; Magnoliopsida; Solanales; Solanaceae
Exons: 3
Coding region: 497-838 (113 amino acids)
Source: RefSeq, a predicted model, not a curated record